This is a messenger RNA of Dioscorea cayenensis subsp. rotundata (Guinea yam), 1707 nucleotides long. RefSeq names its product berberine bridge enzyme-like 22. Gene Ontology annotation, molecular function: FAD binding; oxidoreductase activity. The transcript has a single exon. The coding region runs from base 54 to 1658 and encodes 534 amino acids. NCBI's taxonomy places the organism in Eukaryota, Viridiplantae, Streptophyta, Magnoliopsida, Dioscoreales, Dioscoreaceae. The record is from RefSeq and is a predicted model, not a curated record.
AUCAAGUCCCCACUAUAAAUAACCUACCAAAGCUCUCAUUGCUAGUAAAAAUAAUGGCUCCAAACAUUGCUAUUCCUUUUAUCCUAUUCAUCAUCUCCAUCAUCACCUUAACAACCUCCUCUCAUUCACUACUCUCCAAUGAAGCAUUCCUCCAAUGCCUUCAUCUCAAAACCAAAACAUCCAUAAAAAACCUCUCCAAACUCCUCUACUUCCCCAACAACAACACCUACUCCUCAUUCCUCCUCUUCUCAAUGGUAAACACAAGGUUCAACACCAUAUCAACACCAAAGCCUCUGCUCAUCUUCACACCCACACAAGACUCUCAUAUCCAAGGCUCUAUCAUAUGUGCCAAAAAUCAUAACCUUUCUCUAAGAGUACGUAGUGGUGGCCAUGACUAUGAAGGUCUCUCAUCUAGAUCACAACAUCCCCAACCCUUCAUCAUUUUAGACCUCAUAAACCUCAACUCAGUCACUGUUAACGUAGAGCAUGGCACGGCGUGGGUUCAAGCCGGCGCCACCCUCGGCGAAGUCUACUACCAAAUAGCUAAUAAAAGCUCCGUUCUUGGGUUCCCCGCUGGAAUAUGUCCGUCAGUCGGUGUUGGUGGGCACAUCAGUGGCGGUGGCAUGGGAACAAUGGUCAGAAAGUAUGGUCUUGCUGCUGAUAAUGUCUUGGACGUAAGACUUGUGGACGUGCAUGGCAGGAUUUUGGACAAAGAUUCCAUGGGAGAGGAUCUAUUCUGGGCUGUUAGAGGUGGUGGAGCAGCAAGCUUUGGUGUUGUUCUUUCAUGGAAGUUAAGGUUGGUUCCUGUUCCUCAAACUGUGACAGUGUUUGCUAUAACUAAGAGUGCAAAAGAAGGUGCAGUGGAGCUCAUUGAUAAGUGGCAGUACAUUGCUUAUAAGCUACCUGAAGAGCUGUUUAUUGAAGCUAUUGUACAAACUGUGACUAAUGGUAGUAGUAGGAGAGUGGAAGGUUUGUUUAAUUGCUUGUUUCUUGGGAAUUCCAGUGAGCUUGUGAGGGUAAUGGGUGAGAGGUUUCCUGAGUUAGGAGUUGGGAUGAAGGAUUGCAAGGAGAUGAGCUGGGUUCAGUCUGUGUUGUUCUUUGGGUUUUCACAAAGUGGAUUGCCUGCUGACUCUUUGAUGGAUAGGAAGCUUCAGCUUCAAAAUAAAGGAUUGUUUAAAGCUAAGUCUGACUUUGUGAGGGAGCCUGUGCCAAAGGAUGUUUUGGAGAGGUUGUGGAGUAGAUUUAUGGAGGUUGAAAGAGCUUCCAUGUUCAUGGAUCCAUAUGGUGGGAAAAUGGCUGAGAUUUCAGAGUCAGAGACCCCCUUUCCACAUAGGAAAGGGACUUUGUAUAACAUUCAAUAUCUUGUUGGAUGGAGUGAUACAAGUUCUAAGGCGUCUAAAGAGCAUAUUAGGUGGAUUAGAAGUUUGUAUAAACAAAUGGGUCCUUAUGUUUCAAGGAAUCCUAGAGCUGCAUACCUUAAUUUUAGGGACCUGGAUUUGGGUAGGAAUGAGUGGAGAAACACUAGCUACUUCAAGGCUAAGGUUUGGGGUGUGAAGUAUUUCAAAAAUAAUUUCAAAAGGCUGGCUUUUGUGAAAGGUGAUGUUGAUCCUGAGAAUUUCUUCAGAAAUGAGCAGAGUAUUCCACCCCUGUUUCUUUGAUUUUAUAUGAACACUCUUAAUUUGAAUCAGUAGUAUUGUUUGAAUUCUA